CGACGACGACGAGGCGGAGGCGGCUUGGUCCCUCCCUUCAUGUCGUGUCACGGAGGCAGGCCAGGCCCUUCCUCCAUUAUUAGUCCCCUUAUUCGCUGCCUGUCAAGGAAGGAGGAAGAAGAGAAGUGUGUGUAUGUGAGAGAGAGAGAGACGGCCGGGCAGGGGUGGUUUGCCCGCUUUCCCUCACAGGCGCGCACACUCUCUUUCUUUCUCUCUCUCGACCGUCCAUUGCCCAGCCCGUCCUGCUUCUUCCUCAUUCAGACACACACACUUUCUUCGUUUCUCUGUGUGUGUUUGUGACUGUGCCUAUCUUUGUCUUUCUGUCGUCUUCCUCUCUCCCUCACCCGCCUCGUCCCCACCUCGGUGCCAGGUCCGUGACGCCUUCCCCAGCCGCUCCGCGCUCGGCCCGGCCUGGCCCGGCCGCUGCCUCCUGCAUGUCUUUACUGCCCUCAGCCCCGCCGCCUGAGCCGCUGCCUCAGCCCCAUCGACGACGGACCCCCCGGGGGCUGGAUGCAGACUAACAGGGAUGCCAAAGGAAAAAUAUGAUCCUCCAGAUCCCCGCAGAAUUUACACCAUCAUGUCAGCAGAGGAGGUAGCCAAUGGGAAAAAGUCCCAUUGGGCAGAAUUGGAAAUCUCAGGUAGAGUGCGGAGCUUAAGUACGUCACUUUGGUCACUAACGCACUUGACUGCUCUCCACCUCAAUGACAACUAUCUGACUCGCAUUCCGCCUGAUAUUGCCAAGCUUCAUAAUCUGGUUUACCUGGAUCUCUCGUCCAACAAACUCAGAAGUUUACCAGCAGAAUUAGGAAACAUGGUAUCUCUCAGGGAAUUGCUUUUGAACAACAAUUUGUUACGAGUUUUGCCUUAUGAACUUGGACGGCUCUUUCAGCUACAAACCCUAGGUUUGAAAGGCAAUCCUUUAUCACAAGAUAUUCUCAGCCUGUACCAGGACCCAGAUGGGACACGGAAAUUGUUGAAUUACAUGCUUGACAAUCUAGCAGUUCAUCCAGAGCAGCUGCCUCCAAGACCGUGGAUUACAUUAAAAGAAAGAGACCAAAUUCUGCCCUCAGCUUCUUUCACCGUCAUGUGCUACAAUGUUCUGUGUGAUAAAUAUGCCACCCGACAACUGUAUGGCUAUUGUCCAUCUUGGGCAUUAAACUGGGAAUACAGAAAAAAGGGAAUCAUGGAAGAAAUUGUGAACUGGGAUGCAGAUAUCAUUAGUCUUCAGGAAGUAGAGACAGAGCAAUACUUCACCCUCUUUCUGCCAGCAUUAAAAGAGCGUGGAUAUGAUGGAUUUUUUUCUCCAAAGUCGCGUGCCAAAAUCAUGUCUGAGCAGGAGCGAAAGCAUGUGGAUGGUUGUGCAAUAUUCUUCAAAACAGAAAAGUUCACAUUGGUGCAAAAACACACAGUAGAGUUCAACCAAGUGGCGAUGGCAAACUCUGAAGGAUCAGAGGCAAUGCUGAAUAGAGUGAUGACAAAGGACAACAUUGGAGUUGCUGUUGUUUUAGAGGUGCAUAAGGAACUGUUUGGAACAGGUUUGAAGCCACUCCAUCCAGUGGAUAACCAGCUGCUUAUUGUAGCAAAUGCCCAUAUGCAUUGGGACCCUGAAUAUUCCGAUGUAAAAUUGGUCCAGACAAUGAUGUUCGUCUCCGAACUGAAAAGCAUCCUUGAGAAAGCCUCUGGCAGGCCUGGAAGCCCAACAGCAGAUAUAGAUUCUAUCCCUCUGGUGCUGUGUGCAGAUCUGAACUCGCUACCUGAUUCAGGUGUUGUAGAAUACUUAAGUAACGGAAUAGUAGCUGACAACCAUAAAGACUUCAAGGAGUUGCGGUAUAACGAAUGCCUCAUGAACUUCAGCGGCAAUGGGAAGAAUGGGGCUCCUGAAGGAAGAAUCACUCAUGGCUUCCAACUCAAGAGCGCCUAUGAAAACAACUUGAUGCCUUAUACUAAUUAUACCUUUGAUUUCAAAGGUGUGAUUGACUACAUUUUUUAUUCCAACACUCACAUGAACGUCCUCGGCGUCCUGGGGCCUUUGGAUCCUCAAUGGCUGGUGGAGAACAACAUCACGGGGUGCCCCCACCCGCACAUCCCUUCAGACCACUUCUCCCUGUUGACGCAGCUUGAGCUUCACCCUCCCUUCCUGCCUCCCGUCAAUGGCAUCCACCUGCCUAGCCGGAGGUAGUGGAGCCCUGCCCCCUUUUGAGGGCUGGGACCUGUCCGUUUGUUUAUGGACCUGUACAGUUGUAAAUCAAAGUAUGUAGGAGUGAAGUAUGGCCAACCUUUUAAAAGCUGCUGCUUCAAGCUCCUCUCAUUAUGUGUGUUAAUGAUACAAUUUUGCACAUUUUCGGUGCAUACUGGUACCAUUUGGCACUAGGGCUGGAACCAAAGUUAUUGUUUGUUCCUUUUUUCCAGUUUUUUUUAAAAGAGAUAUAUGUACAUACACACACAUACACAAAUAUAUAUUUUAAGCUAGCAACUUUGUUUCAUUGGGAAGCUGUCUUUAUAAGUGGGCAAAUCAGAUGGGAGGAUUUGUAUGAAUGUGUCCGUUCAUAGCUAAUGCUUUCUUUCCUGUUCUAUUAAAAGGAGCCAUACCUCUCUCUCCCAUCUAAUACUCAGUUUUGUGUUUGUUUUGAGUAUCCUGACACUGUAGAUAGUUGAUCCCAUGGGAAAAGAGAGAGCAUUGGAAUUAGCACUUGAACUUUAUUUACAGAUUCUUCACAGUACAGACUGCAAAAACCCUUCCUCCCGGAAAUAUUCAAUUAAAUUAGAAAGAAACAACAAUUGUACAGAACAUAACUUUCAGACACGGCAGGGGUGGGAAUUAAUCUGCCCACAAACAUCUAAUUGUGUUGAGGGUCAGUCCACCAGAGUCUGCUGCUGGGCGUACAACUCCCGUUUCAAGUCAGUAAGACUGCACCCUGAGCAGGCCUACCAAAGCAAUUGGAGUUUUCACACAGGAGGGCUGCUUUUUCUCUCCUCUGAUCUGUUGAAACAUUAAUUUUGUAGAAGUUACAAGCUGUUCAGUUUGGGCAGUUGGAAAGGUUCCCGGUAGGGCUCAGCUGCUGGAUGGCAGCUGUGCUUUCUCUGCAGCUGUAGUCUUCCUGAUAAAAUUUUGAAGAAUAGCUGCAUUGUGAAUUGCAUCACUUUAUAAGAGGCCCAGCAGAAAAAAACAUUGAUGGACUUGACAAGACCACUGAUCAGAGAGAAACAGCGUUAUUUGGGAUUUCCUGACCUUAGAAUUUAAAACAGUGGAAAGGUAAAUUGGGGGAUUUAAAAUCAGCGGUAAUAAUUUUUCAGUUUGAUUUUAACCAGAUGUUCAAGGCUGAUCCAAAUGCCCUCUUCUUCUUCUUCUUCCUUUAAAUUGCGUAUCUCUUCUCUGUUCCCCAGAAAACAUUUUGAAUUACUUAGCCAAGGAAAGGGCACCCGGGGUGGGACUGGGGACAUAGCUUGCUUCUCUACCCUCCAUACAUGAGGCAGGGCAUUUCAUACAUAAAAGUGAGAAAGUGUGUUCCAUAAUCAUUCCUCAAAUGAUUGUUUUCUUCCUGACCCUAGUCGCCAAAUAGCCAUCUCAUGCUUUCAAUUAUCUAUUUUGUUUUCUUUAGUUUUCCUGUUUUCUAUCAAGAUUGGAUUUUUUAAAAAAAGCUGUUGUCUUUUCAUUCUUAGCAGUUAAAUGCUCUCUCUAAGAUGUGUGUAGAAACUUUUCCAGGCACGUGGUGGCUAUUCAAAAUUCUUUGUGCGUCCGGAGAAUGGAAAAAUCGUAAUAAUGUCUUUUUAGAAGACCGUGGCUGUAAUCUGCCCUGGGCAUCUGCUGAGCAUCCUCUGAUUUUCGUGGUUGUGCUUGGACAGAAUGUCAUACGUUUGUUGGUUAAAACGAAUGGAGGUUGCUUAUCUGUAGCCUUUUAGUAGAUUGAGCCAUGCUUUACAUUUCAAACAACCGUAACAAAGGCAAAGUGACAAGGAGGGGUGUUUAAGUUUUUCUGUAUUCUGCUUCUUUGCUGCUAUAUAAGAAUCCUUGAGCUUAUAUUUUAAACUUUUCAUGCACUUUACUGUUUCUAGUCUCAAAAUGUGAUAUUUUUAAUAAAUGAGAAUUGUUUUCAUUAUGUGAAUGAAAGAUUUUAAAGAGCCUAUAUUUGUCUCAUUCAUACAUUUAAAAAAGGAAAAACAUGAUUUUAAAAGAGGAAAAACAGUAAAAUUAGUUUUAAAUUCGAAGGCACAGUCUCUUGUAUAAAAUGUCUACUUCCAGCUCCCCCCCAGUUCUUACCCAUUUGCCAGUUGUGUAUAAAAUAACAAACAAAAUUUGGAAUCAGGCUAAAGUAGGAAAUACUUCCUCUGUUAUCAUAUGGUGAUGAGUGGGGAAAAUUGAGUUGCUCCAUUGAAGACCACGGCUUGCUUUCAAAGAUUUCUGCAGCUGGAAAGGCUUUUCACCUUCAUCAGUUGGAAGUGAUUUAGUGUAAAAAAUUCCAAAUGGAACUAUGCUGUACAAAAAUGCAGUACUGUUGCUAAAAUGACACAACUUGGUGUGUCGUUUUAGUGGUGUGCCAUCUGCUGGCCAUAACUGUCUUUCUCUUGCAAGGGAAGGGACAUGGUUAACAUUCUAACCUUAUGUUGACCCGGUUCAGGCCUUCUGUUAAAGCAUCUGUUAAACAUGUGAGGAGGAAGAGAGCAGAGUAGCCUUGAGAGUGUACACGCGCAAACACACACACACACUUGUGGUCUUAGUUGUGUGAGAAGCAACAAGCCUGAGAUCUUCCCUUACAUGGGAGGGCUCUCCUUAUGAGCCAGAGCCGUAGAAAAUCAGAAACACAUGAAGAGCCACCAUGCAUGCAGGAGUUUCCCUGCUCCAAACUCAUGGCUUUUCAUGGAAGCAGCAGAAGAGGUAGAGCUAGUAUUGCCCCCGCCCCCACUUAUUUGUUUAAACCUAUUCUAGAAUGGCUGAAUAGGACUUAUGGCAUCAGUCCAUGGAAAAAGCUGUAUUAGAUUUGGGUCCAGGAGCAAACUUGACAGUGGGGUGCCAUUUGGAACAGCAGCCCUGUGUUUCUUCUAAUGUAACUCUAUUCAAAGUGUGAGAUAGUUUUUUGGGGAAAAAACCAAUAAAAUUUCUCCUUUCAAAGAUAACAUUCCCCGUCUCCUCCUCAACACUGGUGCAGAUAUUUUUUUCGUACAUACCUCAGAAGUGUUACGUACACGGCCAUGUAUAUAUAAAUUGACAAAGCAAUUACAGUAUAGUACCGGAAAAUAGAACAGCAUGAAAAAUAUAAUUUUCAGUUUGUUUUUGUAAGGAUGCAAGCUAGUGGGGUGUUCUUUUCAACGCACCCCAUCGGAAUGAAUGAGAACGAUUCGUUCCUGUUCCUUUCAACUGAGCUUGCACCAAGAAAGACCCUACCUGCUGGCUUGCCUUCCAGGUCAUCUGCUGUUAUCUUCAUUUUGGAAGCACUUGUAUUUUUCCCGCUCUGGAAUUAUGCAGUAACAUUUUUUUCUUCUCAUACGUGCAUGUUAACUAGCAGUGUGAGCAAUAUUUCUUACCAUACUUCACUCCCAACUAUUUUUUGAGAUGUUUGUAUAAAAUGGAGUUUAAAAAUUCGCCUGUGAUUGUAUAUGAAUGAACUGCAGAGGAGCCAGUUUAUUAAAUAAUACAAAAACACGCAA
Messenger RNA from Pogona vitticeps (central bearded dragon), 5643 nucleotides. It is a transcript of the gene CNOT6L, whose product is annotated as CCR4-NOT transcription complex subunit 6 like. NCBI's taxonomy places the organism in Eukaryota, Metazoa, Chordata, Lepidosauria, Squamata, Agamidae. Gene Ontology annotation, molecular function: poly(A)-specific ribonuclease activity; protein binding. The record is from RefSeq and is a predicted model, not a curated record.